UCAUCUUAUAUUAAAUGGAGUCAUUACCAAAGUUUCAACUAGAGAUUUUUGCAUUACCAGAAAAACGCACGCUAUGAGUUCUCUGCUUCUCAGCCGUCUCCCUAGGCUCUGUCUUAGGAAACAACCUGCGCUAGGAGUUAGACACCUCGUUGGUGCUCGUUUCUUGUCCGAAACCCCUCUAUGUCACAUCUACGGUGCUGAACAUUGUGGAGAGAAUUGGCUUGAAGGGGAAAUCGGUAGACUCAUGAUCACUGAUUUUUCUGGCCCUAGCUGUUGGACUAGGGUUUUGGAAAAGACGGUGCCAAUGGACAUGAUGGCAGAAAGGGGAACGAUGGGAGCAUCACAUGGGUGGGUACUUAGUUCAAAAUACGGCCCGUAUCUUUCAGAUGAUCUCAACCCUGGAGUGUCGGAAUCAGAUUCAUCAGGAAUCGUACUGCCUGAUUUCGAAACGCUGCCUCAUUGUCAAACCGAACUAGUAACCAACGUGGCCAUGUCAUCCUCUUCUCCUGAUGACGAAGACUGCAUCUUGGCAGUCAAAUUCGUUGGACCUCAACUCAGCCUAUGUAGGCCUGCUGAAAAGAAUAUAAAGUGGGUCAACAUCAGAAUCGAAGACCCAAGCUUCUUCAACUCCCGAGUCAUGUAUUCAAAGAGAGAUAAAAAGUUCGCCAUGCCCGCUUUUGGGGGCACACACAUUGGAUACUGGGAUCUUGAGGAAAACGUGGAGAAACCAAAGCUGUGUAGAAAUGGCUUUAACACUCCUCAGUUGUUGCAGUCAGAAUGGGAAGAAUUAGAUUUGUGUAGCACGGUCGAAGAGUUGGUGGAGUCACGUGGAUCCACGCAAGAAAUGUUUAUGAUUAAGCGGUUCAGAAAGAGAAAUAACGACAAGGGAGGGAGGAUGGAAGAGUAUCAAAUGUGGGUGUUCAAGCAAGGUCUUAACAGAUUUAACCCACGGCAAUGGUGCUACACUAAUGACAUUGGAGAUCUCUGCAUUUUCCUCUCCAAGUCUGAACCUUUCUGUCUCAAGGCCAGCUCCCACCAGAAAUGCCAAAACUCAAUCUAUUUCAUCGAUAAAAGCGAACGGGGAAUAUUCACUCUCGGGGAUAAGUGUAAGACGAGUAACUUCUCCAAUUUCACUGCCCCUUACUUCAUUCCACCUCAAUCUUACCUCAAUGCUAAUCGUAUCAAUCAGUCCAAUUCUCCUUAAGCUUUAUUAACCAGCUCUGUUUCAUUUUCUAUGUAUUAUCCAUGAUGCUUUGGCUUUUACUAUGAAAUCGAAAUUCUAAAAGUUUAGA
This is a messenger RNA of Raphanus sativus (radish), 1292 nucleotides long. RefSeq lists its product as uncharacterized. The record is from RefSeq and is a predicted model, not a curated record. The transcript is spliced from 2 exons. Lineage: Eukaryota; Viridiplantae; Streptophyta; Magnoliopsida; Brassicales; Brassicaceae. The coding region runs from base 74 to 1204 and encodes 376 amino acids.